AUGGGUACACACCAAGUUUAUACUAAGGAGCACCUUUGUGAAAUGGAAUCUGAUGAACUAAAACAUAAAAGCAAACCACAGCUUAAAACGGACACAAGCAAACCACAGCUCGAAAACGGUACAAACAAACCACAGCUCGGAAAACGGAUACAAGCAAACCACAGCCGGAAACAAAGCAAACCACAGCUCGAAAAAACGGCAAACCAAGCUCGAAAACAUCAAACCAACAGCUCGAAACGAUCAAGAGCUCAAAACGGAUACAAACACAAAACCAACCACAGCUCGAAAACGGAUACAAGCAAACCACAGCAUCGAAAAACUGACACAAGCAAACCCACAGCUCGAAAACGGAUACAAGCCAAACCACAGCUCGAAAACGGGACACAAGCAAACCACACUCAAAACGGAUACAAAGCAAACCACAGCUCGAAAAACGACACAAGCAAAACCACAGUCGAAAACGGAUACAAGCAAACCACAGCUCCGAAAACGAUACAAGCAACCACAGCUCGAAAACGGAAGCAAACCACAGCUCGGAAACUCGAAACAUGCUCAAAAGACACAAGCAAACCACAGCUCGAAAAACGAUACAAGCAAACCACAGCUCAAAACGGACAAAGCAAACACAGCUCGAAAACGGACACAAGCAAACCACACUCGGAAAACGGAUACAAGCAAACCACAGCUCGAAAAACGGACACAGAUACAAUGCAAACCACAGCCUCGAAAACGGACACAAAACAAACCACAGCUACGAAAAAACGACACAAACAAACCACAGCUCGAAAAUGGAUACAAGCACAAACCACAGAAACCACAGUCGAAAACGAACAAGGCAACACAGCCAAAGACAGGCAACCACACUCGAAGAACAGCACAACACAGCUCGAACGGAUGCAACAAACCACACCAAACGAAGCAAACACCUCGAUAACGAUACAGCAACACAGCUCGAAAACGAUACAAGCAAACCCACUCGAAACUCAAGCAACACACUCGAAACACAAAGAAACCACGCUCAAAACGAUACACAAACACACUCAAAC
Penaeus vannamei (Pacific white shrimp) is the source of this 1046-nucleotide messenger RNA. The record is from RefSeq and is a predicted model, not a curated record. NCBI's taxonomy places the organism in Eukaryota, Metazoa, Arthropoda, Malacostraca, Decapoda, Penaeidae.